ACCGGAAGUGAGCGCCAGUCUGUCUCGCGCAGCCGCACCUGUGUCCUGUAUUUCUCGGUCGGUUUCAAGGCGGCGGACUGUCGUUAUGAACAAAUUUUCCAACUUCUUCAAGGGCGAUUCGAGCUCCGGCUCGUCCCGGUCCCGCUCCAGGAAACAGGGCCCUAGUCCCCAGGAGGCCCUCCACCGGCUCCGGGAGACUGAGGAGAUGUUGACCAAGAAACAGGAAUAUCUGGAGAACAGGAUCCAGAGAGAACUAGAGACCGCCCGAAGAAGCGGCACCAAGAACAAGAGAGUUGCCCUUCAAGCACUCAAACGAAAGAAGAGACUUGAAAAGCAGUUAGCACAGAUUGAUGGUACACUCUCUACAAUUGAAUUCCAGCGUGAAGCAUUAGAAAAUGCAAACACAAAUACAGAAGUGCUGAAAUCCAUGGGCUAUGCUGCAAAGGCUAUAAAAGCUGUUCAUGAGCACAUAGAUUUGGAUAAAAUUGAUGAGAUGAUGCAAGAUAUCAAAGAACAGCAGGAAAUAGCACAAGAAAUCUCUGAUGCAAUUUCCCAUCCAGCUGCAUUUGGAUCAGAAUUUGAUGAGGAUGAAUUGCUGGCAGAAUUAGAGGAGCUGGAACAAGAAGAAUUGAGUAAGAAAAUGACUAAAGUACUGCCAAAAGUUCCAGCCACCUCCCUCCCAUCCAGAGAAGUCAAAACCAAGAAGAAAACAAAGGAAGAUGAUGCAAGUUUGAAGCAUUUAAAAGCCUGGGCAUCGUAGAAUCGCCCUCAAGAACGAAGGAUGAUAAUACCAAGCAACAUGAAGAUGACUUUGUAUUCAUAUGUUUGGUAAAUAGUCCUACAAAAUAUUGAUGUACUGUGGUUCUCGGGUAUCUGAGGUUCAAUUCUGCAUUUGUGGUAAACUCUGAUAUUCACUUGGAAUGCUUUUUUUAAAUCAGUGUUGGCAAAUCAUCCACUCUUCAUGUAUUAGCGUACAGUAAAUCUCUAUGCAGUUCGAAUCAGACGAAGUUUGGAAAAUAGCAACAUUCAAAUAACAUUAACGGAUGCAUGUCAAAAAGUGAAAUGAUUCUGGGGCUAAAAUAUCCUUUCCAGUAGAAGUUAUAUAGAACACUGAGCAAAGAGCUGAUGAAAGCCUGCUAUUUUCAAGACACCAAUCACAAUGCAUAAACAUAUCUUUUAAAAAAACACAACUGAGAUUUGAUGGUUAAUUUGAGGUGAAUACUUCUAACAUUCUUUGGCAUCUGUUCUGUUUUAAAUCCACAGGUGCACACAUCAGUCGAAUCUGAUUUAUUCCUAAAGUUAUUUUUGUAGCUAAGCACCUGCUAUAUAAUUAGAAACCCACAUGCCCUACACACACUCGCUCUCAGCUCUGAAAGCACUAAAUUUAAAAUUUCAGUUACUGCUACAGCUUGCAGAGCAGGAACAUUAGCCACACAAGCUACAGAAAUGGAAUCAGGCACUCUUGUUCAGAGGAAGGAAGAAAAUUGAAGGAGAAAAGUGAAAUAGAACACGCUGGCAGCAAACAGAUGUGCACAAAAUAUAGCAUCAUUCAGGACCAAAGACUCUAGCUAAUUUCACCUUAGAUGUUGAUUUGUGACUGGAUUUUACUCUGCACAAAGACAAGCUGUUUCAAACAAACCGACAGAUUGACCAUACAACUUGCCACAGCGCAAAAGCUAGUAAAACAUAUUCAAUAAGAAAUAUAACAUGCAGGUAACCAAUAAUUAAACCCAACUAAGUGAACAUGACAGCAACUUUUCGAUCUCCAGAAACUGUUUUUGAACCUGUUCACUUCAGUGGCAUUCCCUGGAAAUGUAUUCAACAAGUCCUUUUUUUUCUGCUUCUGCCUUCCCCUCUUAUUCCUCUCUCCCUAAUCUUUAAUUGGGGAACUAGACACACACAAAAGGUUAAAAUGAAAAUUAGGACUCAUGGAGUUGGGGAUAAUAUAUUAGCACUGAUAGAGGAUUGGUUAAAGGACAGAAAACAAGAAUAGGAAAUAAACAGGCCAUUUUUGGGUUGGCAGGGUUUUACUAGUGGGAUGCCAUAAGGAUCAGUACUGGGGCCUCAACUACUUACAAUCUAUAUUAGUGACUUGAAUGAAGGGACUGAUUGUAAUGUAUCCAAGUUUACAAAGUCAGGUGCGAGAUUAAGCUGUGAAGAGGACACAAGGAGUCUGCAAAGGGUUACAGAUAGAUAACCACUUCAAUGCUUCAACUACUCCCUGUGUAGCUAUGAUUCUAUUGAAUGGCAGCGCAGGCUUUAGAGCUCUGCUACUGCUCAUAUUUCUUAUAUCCUUCUAUUCUCUUUGAACCCUUUGCAAUAAUGAACAACUUGGUCGAAUUUCCUGCCAUUUCCUGUUAUAAAUUUAAGUUAUGUUGAAGGAAUUACCUCAAAAUGUUCAUCACCCCAAGUUCCCUAAUUAAUUUGAAAACUUAUCUAAUUGACUGGGGAUAGCACCAGAUAUGAGAGGACUCAUUUAAAGCAAUUUUUAGCAAACCCAUGUUUCAAAUAAUCUCAACCCAAGGUUUGAAAUUUUCUGUUGCCAUCACAUAUAGUAGACCCCAUAUAAGCCAUGCUUGCUUUAUAUUAUAAGGCUGAGAAGAGAUUUGAUAGAGGUGUUCAAAAUCAUGAGUGACCUAGAUGGAGUAGAUAGAGAAUAACUUCCCACUAGUGGUGGGAACCAGCAUAGACAGAUUUAAGGUGAUUGGCAAAAAAAACGGUGACAUGAGAGCAUUUUUUUUAAUGCAGUGGGUGGUUAGGAUCUCAAAUGUACUGCCUCUAAGAGAGUGGUGGAUGUAUAGUCAAUUGUGGCUUCCAAGAGGGAAUUAGUUAAGUAGAAGUACAUGAAGAUUAAAGAAAAAAUUGCAGGAUUAUGGGAAAAGGAUGGGGUAGCUGAAUUGUUCCUGCAGAGAGCCUGCAUGAACUCAAUGGGUCAAAUGGCCUACUUCUGUUCUGUAAUCAUUCUAUGAUUGAACCUUCUACACAAGUCCAGUAGAAAAGGGACAACUAUUACUGAAUGUACUGGGGGAGUACAUUGAAAAUGUUCAUCUUAAGUUUCUGUAUAAGAGUCAGAAUGGGAUAGCUGCCCAAAGCUGCUGUUAUACAACUCACUGGGCACAUGUUUGCUUGUUCUGCCACCUGAGGAAUGGAGUAUCAGCAAAGAGAUACCUUUUAUAUUUGGAAAAGAGGGGAAAUGGAAAGUAAGCAUGCCUUGUAAAAUGAAGUGGAAUAAAGCACAUUACACGCUGCUUAUGAAUAUGCAGAUAAAUAUUUAAAACAAAUGAUUAUCCAUCUGCAGUAGUAACAGAUAUACAAUUCAUAGAUAACUUUUAAAUAAAAAAAAACAAUGAAAGUAGCAAAGCAAUCUCAUGCACACCAUUAAAAAUUAGUGUUUCCUGUUACAUCUCUGGUGUAUCUAACUUCCAGCUGUACUUUUGCACCCUACUCCCAUGAACUUGGUUUCUCUGACUUUGGCCUAUUGUGUAUUCACCCAACCACUGACAGCUUUCCUAUCAACUGUUGAGGCCCAAUGCUCUGUAAUUCCAUCCCUUAAACUCCCAUGUCUCUCUAAAUUCCUUUCUAUCUCUUUGACCAAGCUUUUGGUCACCCUUCCUGAUAUAUAUUUCUUUUCUCAGUAUCCAUUUUUGCCUGAUUACAUGUGGAUUGAGAUGUGUUUUCUAUGCCAAAGUUGUUUUACAAAUGCAAGAUAAUGUUGAUUUGAGCAUUUGGUAGCACGAUGCAUGAUUGAGUUUCAUUCAACUAAAACGUGACACAGACAUGGUCAGAACAUUGCAAAAGUGUAAAACAAGGAAUCUUGUCAAAAAUAAAUGCAUGUCCCAAAAAAAUCAUAACCAUAUCCAUAUCAUGCAAUAAAAAUCUUUUGUCUGUACCCAUUUCCUGCCAAUCUUUUCCAUUUCAAAUUCAUAAGCCCAUAUUUAUAAUAUAAACUUCCUUCAUUAUAAUAGAAAAAAUUGGUUGAAUUUCUGCAGAAGAUAUCUGCUCAUUCACUGUAACUUCAGGAAAGAGCCACAGAAAUCCUGAACAUUUUCUGUUUUUCUGCAGACGAGUAGGAAAACCCGUGCGGAACUUUAUAUUACCCAGUAAUUUAUACACAAAAUGCAAGAGUAACUUGCAUGAGAAACCAAACAUUUCCACAGUACAAGCAAUGCAACUUCCUAAGUUAAUUCAGUAUGUUUUGUGGAGGUAUAAUGUGCGAACUGUCUCUCUCUUAAUGUCCCAAGACAAAAUGGCCAAGAUCAGCAACUUGCUAUGUGAAGAUUAGAUGAAAACCUAGGCUAGUACACUACAGAAAUUGUAUUUUUUUAAUUGAAACAAUUUUUUUUUUUAAAGCACAAAUACCUGUGACACAGAAAAAUACGUGACACUAGCUUGAUAGCUUACCAAGAAAAGUUAAAUAAAGCCUUUCCUUGCACUUUUUUUCUCUUGCACUGCAAUGUUUUGGAUGACUAUAUUUUGUUUGAGAAGAUAAAAUAGUUGACUAAUUCCUUCAUUUACUGUAAAUAGUUUUUUUAAGAACUACUUGAUACUGUUUUUGGUCUAAUUAAGGUGUAAUUUAAAAUGGCGGACAAAAUCAAUUCCACAUAGGCCUAAAAUAAUUUUGUUUUCAUUGGAAAAUCUGCUUAAGUAUGUCAUUUUAUGUUACGGUUAAGAUGUAUACAAACAAUUAAAGUUUUUCAUUAGAAAAUCCAAUUUUACCUGAUAGCAUAUAUUUCUGUAAUGUUGUUAGUACAGUUGACACUAACCAGAAAGGUAGUUUUUAAAUAAAAACUGUAUCUGUAUUAGAUAAUAUAUAUUGAUUUGCCUGUAUAGCUGUUCAUUGAAGAUAAAUGCAACCAUUCAAGAAAUCAACCAGUAAAAUGAUACACAAGUACAUUUUGUAAAUAAAAGUACUUGAUUUCCAUG
Messenger RNA from Carcharodon carcharias (great white shark), 4923 nucleotides. Its product is annotated as charged multivesicular body protein 4c-like. Gene Ontology annotation, biological process: late endosome to vacuole transport via multivesicular body sorting pathway; vesicle budding from membrane. Gene Ontology annotation, cellular component: ESCRT III complex; multivesicular body; cytoplasmic side of plasma membrane. The record is from RefSeq and is a predicted model, not a curated record. Lineage: Eukaryota; Metazoa; Chordata; Chondrichthyes; Lamniformes; Lamnidae. The transcript is spliced from 5 exons. The coding region runs from base 86 to 760 and encodes 224 amino acids.